CUCAACGUUCCGUCCUCAACGUUGCGGACGACGACAAGGCCAUCGACUCCCUCCCUCAAGAGCAAGACACCGACGGGGAUGGCCAACUCACCUUCACACUCAUCGACGCAUUCGAUGGGCUCGAGCAACCUUCAGCCUCCGAGUGUAACCGACCAGAAACGGCAGAGACGAAUGACCAGUCCGUCUUCAGCGUCCUUGACUCUGCCUGAAAAAUCUCCCAGCCAAUCGUCGUCCGGGCGACCACCAUCGCCUCUUCGCAACGAGUUCAUCCCGAACACGUUCACGGGCGUCGAUGCCGAAUCCGAAGACGGAGAUGAAGACGGUGAAGACGAAGACGAAGAUGGCCAAUGGAUGCGUUCACCCUCUCCAGCGUCCUCCGUAUCUCAAUUUGCCGCCAACUGGGCAAAUCGAGUCGGAAAUCUCGUUAGUGGUAUCGCGCCCCGGUCGCCCAGUGGCAUGCCCACGGACGCCGAGAUCGAAGCAGAGGCCGAAAGAGAACGCGAACGUGGCCGCAGGGAGGCUGAGCGAAUCUUGACAGAGGAAGCUGCUGGUCGCAAAAUGCUGGAAGACCGUGUUUUGGCCAUGUUAGAAUCGACACGGUCCCUUCCUCCUCCUCCGUCUCGUUCACAGACAGUGCCGGUCUCCAAUCCUCCAUCGCCGUCGGCGUCCCAAAAGGAGAGCAUGGGCUGGUGGACGGCGGCGAAGAAUCGGCUUACACCGACCAAGGAACUUACCCCUGCGCAGCAGGUGAUACAGGAUACCAAAGCCCGCGACAAGGAGCAAAAGAGGACCAGCAAGGGAAAGGAGAAGGAGAAGGAGAAGGAGAAGGAGAAGGAGAAAGCCUGGCCGGCCAACAUGCAAACCAAGUAUUCCGAUCCUGCGUACUUGAACCUCAAUGCCCCCACUACACCGCCGCGCCGACCCGUCCCUAUCUCGUCUCCCAAUGUUUCCCCGACGCCUUCUCGUCCGACCACUACUAUUAUGCCCCCAAAUCUAACACCGUCACCUAUGCGCCGUACUGACUCUGGAUCGUCACCGUCUCAAGAGGUGCCUCCUCUCUACGCGCACUUCGAUCCUGAAGGCACACUGGAUGUGCAUGUUACGCUUCUUACCAUCGCAAAGCGGUUCGAAAAGCUGGAGAAAUGGACUGUCGGCCAUGUUCGAGCCUUGGAGGAACGGAUGAGCGAUGUCGAGCGGUGGCUCGUAGAUAAGGAGAAGGAGAAGGAGAAAGAGGACUCAUUCGUUCGUGAACCUCCAGAACCGGCUCCCAACUACGAUAAGGAAAUGCAAGAUCUUCGCGAUGAAAUGACAGAGAUUCAGAGUCGCGUGGGGGAACUCGGGAGGGAGAUGGCAAAAUUAGCGACUGCGCCCGCCAAUCUUUCUUCCGGACCCUCACGUCAAUCCGCAGAAAUAUCUGUCGCACCACAAACUACAUCAUCUAUUGUCGUUCCAGGGAAUUCCUAUCCAACGCCCGCUAUGAAUACGCCUAAUCAGGGUCGAUAUCCUGCUGCGACAGCUCUUCAAACCAGUCCGCCCCUGGGUUCGGCUAAGAGCUCCGUCAGCCGUCUUCCUUAUCCAACAGGUGAUUACGCUUCUCCUCCUCCAAGCACCGUCACUUCCUUCUCGCCUCCUCAUUCACCUCCAUCAGCCUCACGUACCCGACCUCUUUCCAUUUCUGGUCUUCCUCCAGUUGGGGCUGGGGUGGGUUUGGGCAUCAACACGGUGACCACUGCCAGUCACUCCUCUUCUCCUUCGCCUUCAACUUAUUCCUCUGCAUUUACGUCGACCCAACCAGUCUCUCGUUCCUCAAGCCCAGCGCCGAAGAAUCUACCACCGCCUCCUGGAUCACGCAGACCCAGUUACAGCCCGACACCGGCUCCCCGAAAACGAUACACUGUUGCACUGGGCGAACCUAUCACGUCCCCUCCAGAGGAAGAGGAACGACCCCCCGAGCGCCCAUCUUCAUCCGCAGCAUCACCAUCCAUCGGCCGAGCAUACUUCUCAAGCUCCCCCAAAGCAGUCAGCGACGAGGAGGAGGAGGAGGGGGAGUUCCAAGAAGAGACGGUCGGAAAAUCCAGCGCUUCCAGGCGCCUCGGCUCGAGUUCCGCCCCUGCUUCACCCCCGAACGCGGACCGGCGGAUUCGUGCUCAGUCGACGUAUGGGUUCUCUUCAUUGCAAGCCCCGCAGGCGUCCAUAUCGCCGUUAAAGCCAAAGUUGCGGUCGCGGUCGUCGGAGCGCAGCACGGCGGUGGCACCUGCUCUGGGCAAGUUUGUGGAUCCGUAUGUGUUGAGGCAGCAGAGUAUGAAUGCGAGCAAGGUCCCUGCUCCGAAACGUGUUGGAAAGGUCCCGAUCGGUCAGCUGGUCGCGUUUUUUGAUGGGGAGAAGUAGAAAUGAUGAUGAUGAUUUUUUUUUUAAUGCAUAUAUUUUUUUUGUUUUUGGUCUUGUGUGUUGUGUUGUUGGUGGCACAUCUAUAAUCAUCUAUACCCUACUAUAGCAUUAUCUUUCAAUCAGUAGUCAAGUCCGCUCAGAAUCAGACAAGUCUUUGGGUC
This is a messenger RNA of Guyanagaster necrorhizus, 2549 nucleotides long. RefSeq lists its product as uncharacterized. The record is from RefSeq and is a predicted model, not a curated record. The transcript has 2 exons. NCBI's taxonomy places the organism in Eukaryota, Fungi, Basidiomycota, Agaricomycetes, Agaricales, Physalacriaceae. Bases 79 to 2388 code for a protein of 769 amino acids.